Messenger RNA from Maylandia zebra (zebra mbuna), 1132 nucleotides. Its product is annotated as HLA class II histocompatibility antigen, DR alpha chain. Gene Ontology annotation, biological process: immune response; antigen processing and presentation. Gene Ontology annotation, cellular component: MHC class II protein complex; membrane. Lineage: Eukaryota; Metazoa; Chordata; Actinopteri; Cichliformes; Cichlidae. The record is from RefSeq and is a predicted model, not a curated record.
CACAGUUUAACUCUAUUCGUCAGUGAGAACUGCUGAUGAAGAUGAAGGAGCUGCUGCUCUUCCUCUCCUAUGUGCUCUGGGGCUCUGCUGAUGCUCUACAUACAGACAUCCAUGUCGUUGGCUGUUCAUACAUUCAUGGAGGGGUCAUGUUUGGACUGAAUCGUGAAGAACUUUGGUACGCAGACUUUGAGAAACAGAUGGAUGUUUAUCCUCAGCCACCUUUUGUUCAACCCAUCAGCUUCGGAGAUGAAGCUUAUAAAAUCGCCGUGGCUAAUUUAUAUGGCUGCAGACAGUUCCUGCAGCUUAGUGAGACGGCUAUGAAGGACUUCCCUCCACAACGUGAUGCUCCUUCAGGUGUGACGAUCUACACCAGAAACGAGGUGGAGCUCAGAGCUAAAAACACUUUGGUCUGUCAUGUGACUGGUUUCUAUCCUGCUCCUGUCAAAGUCUCCUGGACCAAGAAUGGACAGAUUACGACUGGAGGAUCCAGCAUCAACAAUCCCUAUCCCAACAAAAAUGGAACCUUCACCCAGAUCGCCAGACUGCAGUUCAUCCCAAAGCAGGGAGACGUCUACAGCUGUACAGUGGAACAUCUGGGUCUGACCAAACCACUGAUCAAGAUCUAUAAUGUGGACACACCUGAGACGCCUGAGAAACAUAAGCCCAGCCUUGGACCUGCAGUGUUCUGUGGACUCGGUAUGAUUAUCGGCGUGCUCUGUGCUGCAGGUGGAACCUUCUUCAUCCUCAAAGCAAACAAAUGCAUCUGAUCGUCUGUGGUUGAUGAUGUCAACCACAGACAUCAUCAACCACAGUGCUUGUGUAGACAAUGUCGUUUAAGGAUGCUGCUCUGCUCUCUGAUCUUCAUUCAUGUGACCCUGGCUGUGUUUACAUGGAGCCUUAAGUUCACUUUAUUUUCACACUGUUAAACAGAUUCAGUUUAAAAUGCCAGUAACAUAAAAAUGACAAGUAAUAUUAACCAAUCAGAAAGCUAUCCAAAAAGGACUUCAUAGUCAGUCUGAAACAAUCCAUCUGCCUUUUUACGUUUUUUUAAACUCAGUUUUAUCUGUUGACUAUCUUUGCCUUCAGUUCCAUCUAUAUGAUUCAGACAGAUAUAAAUAAACCUGAAUUUGAA